AUGUAUAGAUUUUGGCUCGUUUUCAGCGCUUUGCUGCUGCUGCAGCUGCAGACCACACAAGGCCAAGUGGAAAGUGAUGAAGCCGGCGAGUUUGAAAUCGCAUUGCGGCUAUUACAUAGCACACUUUUCCAGCAAGUUGUUAGCGCAAACGAAAAUAUCGGAUUUGAGACGCGCACCAUCUUUGAAGAUGAUCUCCGCGAAUUUAUGGAAUUUGUGCGAUUGCAAAUGCCUUGCGGCUAUCCACCAGCAGGCAUACCACCGCUGGUACCACUGCAUGCCGACUAUAAAGAUGUGAAUGUGGUACUUAAUAAAACAGAAAUACACGGCAACGUAACGGAUCUUAAUAUCAGCGGUCUCGACGAGUUUGACGUACAGGAACUACACUUCAGUAAUAUUCUGCACAAAGUGCGUUACGAUUUUCGUUUCCCUGAAAUUUUGAUCACUGGCAAUUAUAUGACUAACAUAACCACUAGGAUGUAUGGUCCCAAAUUUCACAUCUAUGGCGAUGGCAUAUUGCAUUUGACUUUGAAGAAUUUACGCAUUUAUGGCAGUUUUAUAGUACGUCCAAAAAACUCGGGUAGCUUGAAAUUGCGAAAAUUCAAGGCAACAGUCGAACUGGGCGAUGUGGAGUCUAAGCUGACUGGUAUUUUGGGUAGCGCACUGAAGACGAAACUUUUUAACGAUUGGAUGGAAGAGUUUAUUGAUAUGACGCUGAAUGACAAUCAAGAGGAAGUUAGCGAACUAUUGGAAAACUGGGCGGAACCACGUCUAAAUAGAGCGCUGGAUGAAGUGUCAGUUAUUGGUGUAGUUGCAUUGAUAUUAGGCAUUAUUGAUGGUUCAAUAAUGCCACAAGAGACCUUGUGUUAA
Molecule: messenger RNA, 867 nt
Organism: Rhagoletis pomonella (apple maggot)
Lineage: Eukaryota; Metazoa; Arthropoda; Insecta; Diptera; Tephritidae
Exons: 2
Coding region: 1-867 (288 amino acids)
Source: RefSeq, a predicted model, not a curated record